AUGCGCGGAUAUGACCGCGAUCAGGACACCUUCAGGCCUGCCGUCCUGGGAUUCAGAAGGAGGGGGACUGUGAGCACCGGUGGUUAUCGGGUCAUUGGGCGGGAGCAGCACCAAUACAGGCAGGAUGGCGGCCACGAUCACAGGCGGCAAUCAGCACUGGAUCACAGACAAGACACACACGAAGAGUCAAAAGAGGAGGAUGCAGCUGCUAAGGUGGCAGCAGCAAAUAAGCUCAUCACUAACCGCUGGGAAUUCAACAUAGACAUAUCUGCAAAGUUGCUCAAUGACAAUACGGACUUCCUAGUUGUUGGUGUGAUUGGCGGACAAGGAGCUGGCAAAUCGAGCAUUCUUAAUUCAAUCUGUGGCUUCUCACACUUUCCCAAGCAGUCCAGAGGCACUGCAUUCCCUGCAGCUGCUUAUGAGCAGCAUUUAUCAGGGAAGCAUUGCACUGUUGGAGUUGACAUCAGGAUGAGCAGUGAUCGUGUGAUUGCACUGGACACCCAACCUGUGCUUUCGGCAUCCCAUCUGCUGGAGCUGUUGGACAGCCCGAGCCCUUCCAUGGAGAUCUCCAGGGCACUCACUGUCUCAAGUGGCAGGGGCACUCGGCCAGCUGAAGCAUCUGCAGAGGGUGUGCAGCUGAUAAUGGCCAUCCAAAUGGCUGUUUUUCUGUUCAACGUGUGUCAUGUGGUUUUGGUGGUUUCCAAUUGGAUGGGUGAUAAUGGGCUACUGGAUUUGAUAGAGUGUGUUGACAUGUUCGCACCUAACAUUGCCAAGGGCAUGUCCCAGGCUGGCGUUUCCAGAGUGCCACACCAGCUGGCAAAGGCUGUGUUUGUUAAGUCAAAUGUUCCUCCAAUCGACUGGGAGGCAUCCAAGGUUGCAAGAGUACAGAGGCUGCUGCAGAACAAGAUUGGGGAGUCAAAAUUUUGUAUUGGAGGCCACGUGUCCUGCUGGUCUGACACUCGAUUGCAGAUGCCGAAAUCCUUGGCAUACAUUCAAAAGAAGGAUCAGGUCAAUUUUUUUGUGCUGCCACAAGCUCGACGCAGCAGAAGAGCUGAAGCACCAGAGCCCAGCCAACACCAGGUCAUGCUGGAUCGCUUGAAGCUCCAGAUCUUGGGUAUCAAUCCUUCCCGGAAAUUUGACCACGGUAUGACAGAGCGCGAGUGGUUUAGGUGGUGUGAAAGUGUGUGGCAAGGAGUUCAAAAGGACAACAUCAUUGCGGAGUGCUACUUCAGGCUGCAACAGACCAUUUUUAGCGGUGGGGGAGGGUGGUAA
Ostreobium quekettii is the source of this 1272-nucleotide messenger RNA. The record is from the annotation of a GenBank genome assembly. Lineage: Eukaryota; Viridiplantae; Chlorophyta; Ulvophyceae; Bryopsidales; Ostreobiaceae.